UGUGUGAUGCAACGCAGCGGCCACAAGCGCAACUUUACGCACCAGCGGGAAGAGAAAGAAGAGGAGAGAAGCGGCCGAACUUACGAGAGGAGGGUUUCUUUGCUGCCGUGUUUUCCUCACAUCCAGAACAUCUGACACAGUCAUUCAAAGCUUUAACAGAAUGAUGCUGCAGCACUCGGGUCCUUCGCUGGCUGAUAUCAGCUGCUCCGCCAUGGUCCCCUGCCUGUCCCCGCCGGGCACGCUCACCCUGGACGACUUCACCAACUUCACGCCCAUCGUGAAAGAGGAGCUGCGCCUCGCCAUCCAGAACAAGCGGCUGUCCAACGGGCUCAGCCCCGACAUGAGCUCGGACGGUGCCAGCUCCAGCUCGGACCGAGCGUACGAGCACCCCGCCGGCGGGUCGGGAGGCAGGAGAGAGUUGACACCUCAGGAGUGUGAGAGGAGGAAGAGGAGGAGGGAGAGGAACAAGGUCGCUGCUGCCAAGUGUCGCAACAAGAAGAAGGAGAAGACAGAGUGUCUGCAGAAGGAGUCGGAGAAGCUCGAGACGGUUAACGCCGACCUGAAGGCUCAGAUCGAGGAGCUGAAGCAGCAGAAGCAGCAGCUCGUCUACAUGCUCAACCUGCACCGGCCGACCUGCAUCGUCCGGGCCCAGAACGGCCAGACGCCCGAGGAUGAGAGGAACCUCUUCAUCCAGCACAUCAAGGAGAGCGCCUUACAACUCCACAACCUCACCUCCUCUGCCGCGUCCACAUCCACAUCGACCACCUCCUUGUCCACGUCCACGUUAGCACCUCUAGACGGAGGAUUUCUGACCCUCGACCACAUUCAGUGUCCCAGUCACCUCUGAGGUGCGUUCUAAGACCGCUGGAGGCCGGCGGAGCGGCGACAGAGACUCGUGACCUGAGAAUGACAGUGACGCACGACAGACGCCACCUUAGGACGACUCCUCGAUCUCACUCACAAAGCUGCUAGAGAGAGAGCGAGCAUGGCAUAAAGUGACCAUUGCACCUCCAACUCCCCCGAAGCUGCUGACUGGACAGGAAGUGACACAACAUGGACAUCACCUUGACACGCAUCCUGUGUUUUCUUUUUCAACAGUCAGGGCCAAGGACGGAUGCUAAAGCACUAGAAGACAAAAGAAAAGCAUAAUUUUCUUUUUUUUCUUCUUUUUUUUUUAAAAAUGUACUGGUAUUUGAAAUAGAUGAGAGUCUGAUUUAUUGAUUUUUGUACCAAAGGUGAUCAAGGCACAUAGUCUUGGAAGUAGACACAGAUUGACCGUGUGAGUGUGUACAGAGUGUGUUUGACCUGCGAGUCACUGACUUUAAAAAAAAAAGAUGUUUGUGCUUCAUUUAUCAAAAAGUAUUUAUUCAGUACUACUGUAUGACAUGUUAUUGCUGUACCUGACCCUGUCUGCUUGUCCUUUAGCCAACGUGAAAACUUGCUGCUGCUAACCACUCAGGACCGACGCUAAAUGUAGAUUCAACUGUUUUGUUGUUGUUGUUGUUGUUUUUUUGUUUUUUUUUAGGUUGUUUGCUAUCAGUCAUGGCAGAAGUAGCGGUCACCAAAAGGGAAAUACACGUCGCAGGCAGGGUUUUAAAUUCUGCACUUAAUGAGAAAAACUUAUGAAAAACUAUCGUAGAACUGCGUAUGCAGACAUUACUUUUCUUUUCUUCAUAAUUUGCAGUUUGCUGGCAAGUAAAAUUGUGCCCAAAUAAUAUUGUAUACAAUUUUUAAGUACACUAUAUUUAUCACUGCGUUCCCUCUUAAGUUAAACAGAACUAGUGGUGUUUUUUUUUUGUUGUUCUUGUUUUUUACAUCCUCUGUGACGAUGAAGCUUCACAUGUACGAGUGUUAUUUUUUUCAGAAAUGUUGUUUUAUACAUAAAAAAAUAUUGUAUUGACUGCGCAUAAACUCUGUGCUACUGUAUGUAAACACCAGAUGCCUCCCUUUUGGUCUUGACAGAGCAAAAACAUAAAAAAAAAAAAGAUUGUUAUUUUUAAAAACGGACGGCUGAUAACUCGUGGUUUGAAAGUUGUGUUCACUAAGAUAUCGUUAGCUAGGUAUCAACGGUGUUGCGUCUGCUUUCGGCUGGUCCUUUAACACAGAUGGCUCUGAAGUUAUGGAACAUGAUGUAAUAUUACGGCGGUGUGUUAUGAACUUUAUCGGUAUCCAGGCCUCAGCUCACUGCCAAAUAUUUCCCCCUGCUCUCACCUCUGUUUCCCCUCUAUGGACUCAUUGACUCAUUGAGAGUUCCCUCAUGAUUUUUUAAAAUAUUUUCUUCUCAGUUAGUAUUUGUCGGUCGAUAGCCAUGCAUCCACAAGCAAGGCACUGAGUUCCUCUCCUUCCUAGCAUGUCAGAAGGAAACUCUCACAGCCAUUCACCAAGCACUGAACAUCAUCACCGCAUUUUUUUUUUUUUUUUUUUUCAUAUUAGCAUCCAAGGUUAGCGUUUACCGUUUGUCACUAUAUGGAAACAUCCAAACAGCUCACAGCAAAAGAGCAACAAUGUAUGUAUGUAUGAACAGCACAUUACUGUAGGACUGAAGAUUCAUGUUUUAUGUUUGUAUGGCAGGAAUGUCAGAGAAGGUUUAUCUUGUUUACAGUGUGUAAUAUUUAAGUCGAAAAGUUUGAGAGUCACGCGGUUAAAGGGACGCAGGCGUCUGCGUGUGUUCGUGGACUGUAUGUUUCUGUGUUUUUGAAGUCUUGUCAUGGCUAGAUAGCUGAUAGGUGUAUGUUAUCGUGCCUUCUUCUACUGGAGGCGGUUCUUUUUUUUUUUUUUUUCUUCUUCUGUAGCUGCUCGACUGUUGGCGCCUACGUGAACAAACCGUGGGCUGUCAGGUACAACUGCACCGCUACUGCCAAUGUGUACUUCCAUCUUUGUGAUCUGUUAACUUUUGUUUUUGAUACUUUGUUAAUUAAAAAGAAAUAUGUAUUGCAAAUUCUA
This is a messenger RNA of Acanthopagrus latus (yellowfin seabream), 2943 nucleotides long. It is a transcript of the gene atf3, whose product is annotated as activating transcription factor 3. The transcript has 4 exons. The record is from RefSeq and is a predicted model, not a curated record. Gene Ontology annotation, biological process: regulation of transcription by RNA polymerase II. Lineage: Eukaryota; Metazoa; Chordata; Actinopteri; Spariformes; Sparidae. Gene Ontology annotation, cellular component: nucleus. Gene Ontology annotation, molecular function: RNA polymerase II cis-regulatory region sequence-specific DNA binding; DNA-binding transcription factor activity, RNA polymerase II-specific. Bases 161 to 847 code for a protein of 228 amino acids.